AAAUCAUUUUUUCACACGAUUCCCAAAAAAAAAUGGCUCUAGUUCAAUCCACAGCUCUUGCUAACUUCAACGUCCGGUUAUCGCCGGUUCUAUCCACACUCCACGCUCCGUCGUCUCUCUUCCUCCGGAGGGAAAUUCGUCCUUUAACCUCUCCGUUGUCAUCCUCCUCCUCCACCGCCGGGAGCUUGUCCUUCUCGCCGCUGACGCAUCAGCGGAAGCCUCCUCUCUGCCCUCCGCCUCGCGGCAAGUUUGUUAGAGAAGAUUAUCUUGUGAGGAAACUGUCAGCUGAAGAACUUCAGGAGGUGGUGAAAGGAGAGAGGAAGGUGCCGCUCAUUGUUGAUUUUUAUGCCACAUGGUGUGGACCUUGUAUCUUGAUGGCUCAGGAACUCGAAAUGCUUGCAGUAGAGUAUGAGAGCAAUGCAAUGAUUGUGAAAGUUGAUACAGAUGAUGAGUACGAGUUUGCACGCGACAUGCAGGUUAGGGGAUUACCUACAUUGUUAUUCAUCAGUCCUGACCCAAGCAAAGAUGCAAUCAGGACAGAAGGGCUAAUUCCAAUACAGAUGAUGCGAGAUAUCAUCGACAACGACAUGUGAAAGUCUUCUUGUCCUGAAGAACACACACUUUCUUGCUUUAGGAUUUGAAUAGUUGUUAUUUGGCUUUUUUUGAGGAUGCGGUGAGAAGAAUGUCAUCUAGUUUCAUUAGAAAAAUGUAAACGAGAUGAAUGUAUUAUGUAAUCUUAGAAUUUAUAUAUAUAUGCAGUGUUAGUUUCGGCACUA
Molecule: messenger RNA, 776 nt
Organism: Raphanus sativus (radish)
Lineage: Eukaryota; Viridiplantae; Streptophyta; Magnoliopsida; Brassicales; Brassicaceae
Product: thioredoxin-like protein CITRX, chloroplastic
Exons: 4
Coding region: 33-593 (186 amino acids)
Biological process (GO): plastid organization; cell redox homeostasis
Cellular component (GO): thylakoid
Molecular function (GO): protein-disulfide reductase activity
Source: RefSeq, a predicted model, not a curated record